Messenger RNA from Thrips palmi, 2123 nucleotides. RefSeq names its product polyadenylate-binding protein 2 (gene Pabp2). The transcript has 6 exons. Gene Ontology annotation, molecular function: RNA binding. NCBI's taxonomy places the organism in Eukaryota, Metazoa, Arthropoda, Insecta, Thysanoptera, Thripidae. Bases 1 to 693 code for a protein of 230 amino acids. The record is from RefSeq and is a predicted model, not a curated record.
AUGGCAGACUCUGAAGAUAUGGGCAUGACUGGGGAGGAGCAGUUGGACAGUUUAGAUCAGAUGGAGGGAGGUGAAGGAGAUGUCGGUGACAAUGGAGACAUUGGAGAGUUGGAUGCGAACCAUGCUGGAGCUGGCAUGGAUGACCCUGAACUUGAAGCCAUCAAAGCUAGGGUACGGGAAAUGGAGGAGGAGGCCGAGAAGUUGAAGCAGCUUCAAUCAGAAGUUGACAAACAAAUGAACAUGGGUAGUCCGCCAGGGAUUGCCAGCCCCUUGAAUAUGUCGUUAGAAGACAAAAUGGAAGUAGAUAAUCGUUCAAUUUAUGUAGGAAAUGUAGAUUAUGGUGCAACAGCAGAAGAAUUAGAGCAGCAUUUUCAUGGUUGUGGCUCUAUAAAUAGAGUGACAAUCCUCUGCAACAAGUUUGAUGGGCAUCCCAAAGGCUUUGCAUACAUUGAAUUUGCUGAGAAGGAGUCUGUACAGACAGCUAUGGCCAUGGAUGAAUCUCUCUUCCGAGGUCGCCAAAUAAAGGUUAAUCCAAAGCGCACGAAUAGACCUGGUAUGAGUAUUACGAACAGGGGACCUAGGGGCAGGGGCUUGGGCCGUGGAGGGAGAGUCAGUAGAGGAUCUGCCUAUUUUGGGUACAGACCUAUGAGAAGACCAAGGAGUUACAGAAGGGCUUCAUUUUACCCCUACUGAUCAACACUGCCUGUGCCGCACUCAUCUUUCAGUUCGGUGUGCACAGGCUACCCUUCCCCACAAUUGUGGUUAAAAAAGGUUUAAAGAAAUUGAAAUCCUCUUUGUUACUUUUUUGUUGCUCUUCAUUGUAAUUUGAUGAUAGUAAACUUGACUAUUGCUGAGAGUGGGGUGACAACACAGAUCACAAUGAUGGGGCUUCCAUGCCUGUGAAGUUAAAUAGUGAUUAUGAGUGCUGGAUGAGAUGUGGAUGAUGGUGUAGUUGAUGAAUCGUGUGUACAAAUGAAAAUUAAUCAGUGAUUCUUAUGAUACUUUGUCUCUUAAAAUUCAUGGGAGCAUGUGCUGAAUCCCUCUGUUAGAUUGUACCUGUGCCUUUUCCUUAUAGCAUUUCAUCCAUGUUUUUAUUUGCAUUUCUAAAACAUUGAUUUUUUUUUCUUGUGGAUGGCUUGUCAGUCAAUGGGUAACAGGCAGAAAUAAUUUAUAUGCUCCCAUGUGUUGCUUAAGUUAGUAAUGCACUAGGCACACCAUAUGUUAGAAGUAUUAGUUCAUGAAAGUUUCUUAUUCAGAAUGUCUUUUGAGGGCAAAGCUGCAAUCUUCACAAGACAUUGGUCUGUUAUGAGGAUGUUGUAAAGGUCUGAUUUUUAUUAUCUAUGUAGUAUUAAAUUGCAUUGAAGUCCGUGAAUAUGUUUCCAAAGCAGUCAACUAAUAUUGAAGACCUCUUUGUCUUUGUCUAUUAUUCUUAGCAAGUUUUGCUAUGUGCUGAGACGUUUGAAUUUUAUAGCAUUUUUGCCCCAUAAUGUUUAACUCUCACAUUAUCCACCUUAAAUGAAAUUAUAUACUUUACUAUAUAUGUAGUACUUUUGAAAGAGGCCAAACUCUUUAAGCUUUGUGGGAAAGAAAAAGAAAAAAUGUAUGCAUUUACAUGCUUCUCAUGGCAAUACACCUACUGUAUAAUUUUUAAUUGUAAUGACUUGUUAAAUCACACUGUUUGUAAUGAACCUAAUGAAUAGCAUGUACAAUGGCUCAUGGGCUGAUAAUAUUUUCAAAUAUCUGCUUGUUUGUGGUUAGGUUUUGAUUUGUUCAGUCAUCAUUUAGCACAUUCAAUCAUACUUGUUCUAAAUUAAUUAUGAUUUCUUUUAUUUAUUACAACUGAAUUUCAUUAAGUCCAUAAUGAACCAACUUUCCUAGGAUUUCCUAAUCAACUGUAGCAAUGAUGUGAUUUAAUCCAAUAGCUACCUUGUAGGAAUUUCAAUGUGAAUUUUUUUUUUAUUAUUUUGAACUGGAAUUUAAAAGGUCCAUUAACCAAACUGUAUUAUUUUGCCCCUCCCAAUUUUCUUUGAAAGAUAAGAUUUCCUCAUGACAGAAAAGAUAAUUUAAACACUAAGAAAAGUGUAGUUAUGGAAUGAAUUGGAUAAAAAAUAUUAAUGACCGUA